Messenger RNA from Sorghum bicolor (sorghum), 2978 nucleotides. Its product is annotated as pathogenesis-related homeodomain protein. Bases 347 to 2539 code for a protein of 730 amino acids. The record is from RefSeq and is a predicted model, not a curated record. Gene Ontology annotation, biological process: regulation of DNA-templated transcription; chromatin organization. The transcript has 12 exons. Gene Ontology annotation, molecular function: DNA binding; chromatin binding. NCBI's taxonomy places the organism in Eukaryota, Viridiplantae, Streptophyta, Magnoliopsida, Poales, Poaceae. Gene Ontology annotation, cellular component: nucleus.
UUCCCUGCCCCUUCGCCGCCUGCUCCGCUGCUCCUUUCACGCUCUCCCCCUUCCUUCAUUUCCGCGUCCGCUUCGCCUCGCGGUCGGCCAGUCGCAGCAGCAACCGCCGCGCCGCCCCUCGCCUCCUCCGACCUCCUCCACGCCCUACCGCUCCGUCCGUCCCCCGCCCCGAGCUCGUCGGCGGGCACCAGCGCCGCCGUGGCCGGCUGCGGUUCGGUACCCGCAUCUGGGGGCCGGUGGUGAAACGGCCUGCGUCGUCGUUGCCUCUCGACGUCUGCCCGCUUUCUCGCCGGCGCCAUUGUGUUCGUGUAAACCCCUGUGAUAGUGAUAUUCACCGUUGCUAGUGAUGCAUUCUUCGGAAAAUAUACUGGUAUUCUCCAACUCGGGAAGAUCAUCAAAAGGGAGGAAUGAGACCUCUAUGGAGUUGGUUCCUGUACCAAAUAGACCAACUAGAUCUGAUGCUUCCCGCCAAUGCAAAUCUGAUUCUCCUUUGAAGCGAUCACAAAGGAAAGUUAGAAAUGCUACUCUGGCAAAAAGCAUAAAGAAUAAAUAUCACUGUAGUCCCCUCAAGCAGCGGAGGGGUUCAGAUUCUGUUGCUGGGAAAAUUGUGACAGGACUAACUGCACGGAGGAGGAAGAAAAGAAAGAUGCAAAAUACAGAUGAGGCAACUCGCUUGGAACGAAGAGCGAGAUAUUUUCUAAUCAAGAUAAAAUUGGAGCAGAAUCUACUAGAUGCUUACUCUGGAGAUGGAUGGAAUGGGCAAAGCCGGGAGAAAAUAAAGCCAGAGAAGGAACUGCAGCGUGCCAGGAAACAAAUCAUAAAAUGCAAAAUUGCUAUACGUGAUAUCAUUCGCCAACUUUGUUUGUAUACUUCUACUGGGAGUGUUGAUGACCCAGCAAUGCCUCCAGAUCAGUUUACCAAUCCCGAACAUACCAUGUGCUCAACAUGCAAGUCUCAUGAAUCAUUUCCCAGCAAUAAAUUUAUCUUCUGUGAAGGGCCCUGCAAAAGGGCAUAUCAUGAGAAAUGUUUGGAACCUCCCUUAAACAAAGGUGUACUUCCAACAAGUAGCCAUGGAUGGCUUUGCAAAUUCUGUUUGUGCAAGGUGAAAAUUUUAGAAACUAUCAAUGCACAUCUAGGAACAAGUUUUACAGUGAUGUGCUCCUUUGAAGAUAUAUUCAAGGAAGCAACAGAACAAAUAGACUCCGAGGAUGCACUAGAUGAAGAUUGGCUUUCUGAGUAUUCAGGUGAUGAGGACUAUGAUCCUGAUGAAAAUGAGGACAGCGACAACUGUAUGGACAGCGGGGAGGAAAUUAUGUCUGAUGAUUCCAAUGGUUCAGGAAGCCCCCUUUAUUCUCCAAAUGACGAUAUUCCCGACUUCAUAUCAGCAGAUUUAAAUGACGUGGAAGGGUUUUGUCACGCCAAUUUAGACUUAGGCAUUGAUGCCGGUGAAGAUGAUUUGGCACAGAUCCUUACCUACCAAAGGCCAAGAAGAGAUGUUGAUUACAGAAGGCUUAAUGAGGAAAUGUUUGGAAAAAUAAUGGGAAAUGAAGAACAGAGUGAGGAUGAAGAUUGGGGCCAUGAAAGGAGAAAGAAAAGAAGGACGCGUUCAGGUGGUGCUGGGGAUAAUUCUGUGGGUUUCUCAAAUGUUAUAUCUGAUGAAAAGAGCCAAAAGAAGGGGAGAAAACUUUUCAGGAUUCCUCCUGCAGCUGUCGAGGUACUACGCAGAGCUUUUGCUGAAAAUGAGCUUCCACCCCGGGAUGUCAAAGAAAAUCUCUCAAGAGAAUUGGGAAUUUCUUUCGAAAAGAUUGAUAAAUGGUUCAAAAAUACACGGUGUGCUGCUCUUAGAGAUCGUAAGGCUGAAGGGAACAGUCAUAAUACGGCUCUCAGCAAAAGCUCAAGAAAUAAAGGAAAAGCUGGAAUCUCAGGCAAGGCCGAAAGAAAUGACCAUGUUACUGGUCCCUGCAAUAACUCGAGAACAAAUGAAGAAAAAUCUGGUAUAUCAGGGAAGGUUGAUUCAGUAGACAACUCUUGCUUGGUUCCCUUGUCUGAAAUCAUCAAUGUGCAUACACGAGUGCAACACAAUCUUGAGAUGAGGAAGAUGGAAUCAACUAGCAGUCCUGUGUGGCUGCACAAUGAAGGAGGUUGCUUGUUUCCAACACUCCAAGCCAAGGAGAGUACAUUACCUACAAGCAAGCCUUGUUUACCGUCAGAAAUAAGCCAUCCAACAACUAAUGAAGUGGGCACUUUAGUGCAAGCUACUUCUUGGAUGGAUGCUGGGGCGUGCAUUGAGCAGCAAGAAACCACUCCUUGGGUGGAUACCGGGGCCUCAGGUUACCAGCCUUUCCUGGACGUGAUUGAUGAGAUGUGCGGACUUGAGUGCAGGCUGCAGAGGCUGAAGGAGAACAUGUUCUCAUCUGGCAUGGACGGCAGAACCGCCGGUGUGAGUGACAUGGGAAACCAGGCUGUGGUGCUUGUGCCGACUGCUGAGCUCAAGGAAAAAGCGCCGCAUGGCGGUUUAUUUGGCCAUUAUUGCCCAUAGAUCUUAUAUAUAGCAGAUAGCUGUACAGGGAACCAAGAGAAAAAAAGAAAAGAAAAGAAAAGAAAGAAGAAACAACAAACAGAGAAGUGCCCACUUACAUACCAAUCCAUACUGUCAGGUACUCUCCUUUCUUGGGCCUCUCAUUACUAAUACUGUCAGGUUGCCCAGAAUCGCCAGAACCUUUCCUUGUAUGCCUCGGAGGUUCAUCAUAUAUAUGUUGUAGUAUAUCAGACGAGCUGUGCUUAGUAGUAACAAUUGUGUACACUCCUAAAUCCUAAUCCAAAUCCAGACUCUUUUUUUGAUAAUGUCCAAAUCCAGACUCUGAAUCUGGAUCAGCUUUGUCAUGUGGUUGUACCGUGCAGAACAGACAUCUGAACUGGUCGUUGGAUUUUAUAGAAAGAAACUUAACAUGCAUGAUUUUGGCCCGAAUGGUGCGGUA